This is a messenger RNA of Sardina pilchardus (European sardine), 1264 nucleotides long. RefSeq names its product probable flap endonuclease 1 homolog. Gene Ontology annotation, cellular component: nucleus. The record is from RefSeq and is a predicted model, not a curated record. Gene Ontology annotation, molecular function: 5'-3' exonuclease activity; manganese ion binding; RNA-DNA hybrid ribonuclease activity. NCBI's taxonomy places the organism in Eukaryota, Metazoa, Chordata, Actinopteri, Clupeiformes, Clupeidae. Bases 95 to 1150 code for a protein of 351 amino acids. The transcript has 12 exons.
GUUUUUUAAAGCUGUGGUUCCAACAUGGUCAGAGCCAGCCUGCUAGGCUAUUGAAUUCACUCGCAGCGAAUCAAAUCUUGCAUUCACAGUAAACAUGGGGAUCACCAAGCUGGCAGAUUUAAUUCGAAAUAAUGCUCCAGGUGCAAUAGCUCAUAAGCAGAUAAGCGACUACACUGGAAAGAUCAUCGCUUUGGAUACUUCUAUUAUUGUCAAUCAGUUUCGCACCGCGGUUCAUACAAUGCCACAUUUGAGUCCUCUGACAGGACUAUUCUUUCGGACCCUUGCCUUUCUCGAAUGGGACAUCAAACCGGUGUAUGUCAUCGAUGGGAGGCCCCCUGAAGAAAAAAGAGCUGAGUUGGAGAGAAGAGCUCAGAAUGCAGGUUGGAACUCUCCCCCACGUCCACGCUCUAAUGCAGUUUCUUCACAGACACAAGACUGUCUGCGGCUCCUUAAGCUCAUGGGCGUCCCUGCUCUCAUAGCACCUGGAGAUGCAGAGGCCUUGUGUGCCCAUCUUGCGAAGACUGGUGUGGUAGAUGCAGUGGCAUCAGAGGAUAUGGACACUUUAGCUUUUGGAGGUUCUCUUCUCCUUCGCCAGCUUAAUGCUAAGAGAGACAGUGAUGUCACAGAAUUCUGCUUGUCCAAAAUCUUAGAAAUGCUACAACUUUCACAGAAGGAGUUUGUGGACUUGUGUAUCUUGCUGGGAUGUGACUACUGUGACAAGAUCGGAGGUCUUGGGCCCACACGGGCCUUGUCUCUGAUAAAGAAACACCGAACAAUAGAGUCUGUGUCACAUAACAUCAAUAGAAAGACACACCCUGUCCCUCUCAGCUGGACCUAUCAAAGAGCCCGUAACCUCUUCCUGGAGAGCCUGCAGGUGGCGACACCUGAGCUGGAAUGGAAGGAGCCCGAUGAGGAGGGUCUGGUGGGCUUCCUGUGCAUGGAGAAACAUGUUAUAAAAAUGGACAGAAUUCUUGGACGGAUGGAGAAAUUCCGUAAAUCUCGGGAGACUAAACGGAAAGAAAGAGAGGAGGCAAAAGCAGCUGGGAAAAGUACUCAAACAGGAAUUAAAGAUUUUUUCCGUGUGACACGGAAGCGACAGGCUGUAGAGGCAGUGUGCCACGGCAAAGAAAAACAACGGAAGACCAAAUGACACUGACCUCUGCUGGUUGGUGAUGGAUGGAUGCAUAUGUGUGUUUUGUGUUUACAUUUUUGACUUGAGUCAAAAAGAUCUGUCCUUUGCUAUUAAAAACUGUUUAAAACCCAG